AUACAAAAAUAUCGAAAUUUACCAAACCUCCUUUUUCUGAGUGGAAAUGGAUGAAGUUGUAAUAAUUAACUCUUAGAUAAUCAAUUGAUCAAGAAUAAUUAUCAGUAGAGUGGACCUCCUGAUAAUCUAAAUAUCGUAAUUUAUAAAAGAAUCACUCCUACCAUGUCUUCCGAAUCACCAAUUGUUUAUCAAUUGGGUCAUUUACCCAUUAAAGAUCAUGUCUUUUCACCAGAUCGUGGAUUAUUAGCCAUUACUAAAGAUAAUGAAGUUGAAGUUUAUCAAGUUUCAAGUAAUUUAUCAGUUAGACCUAAAUUAUUCACUACUUUGAAAGGCCAUGAUAAAACUGUUACUUCAGUUGAUAUUUCUCCUGAUGGCACUAGAAUUUUAACUUGUUCUCAAGAUAGAAAUGCCUUAGUUUGGGAAUUUGAUGGUCAAGAUUAUAAACCAACUUUAGUAUUAUUAAGAAUCAAUCGUGCUGCUACUGUUUGUAAAUGGUCACCAAAUGGUCAAAAAUUCGCUGUUGGUUCAUCUGAUCGUGUUAUUGCCAUUUGUUAUUAUGAAGCUGAAAAUGAUUGGUGGGUUUCUAAACAUUUAAAGAAACCAUUAAAAUCAACUAUUACUAGUUUAUCAUGGCAUCCAAAUAAUGUAUUGAUUGCCAGUGGUUCCACUGAUGGUCAUGUUAGAGUGUUUAGUUCUUUCAUUAAAGGAAUUGAUGAAAAACCAGAACCAACAGUUUGGGGAUCAAAAUUACCAUUUCAAACUUUAUGUGGAGAUUUCAUUAAUGAAACUGGUGCAUGGAUUCAUGAUGUUUCUUUCAGUCCUGAUGGAGAUAGUCUUGGAUUUGUAAGUCAUGAUUCAACUAUUGGGAUUAUUUAUCCUGAAGGUGAAGGAUUACCACCAAAAUCAAUCAUUAAUGUUAAGACUGAAUAUUUACCAUUUAAAUCAUUUGUGUUUUUAACUAAUAAUAAAUUAGUAGUUGGAGGUCAUAAUUGUAAUCUUAUUGUAUUUGAAGGUGAUGAAAGUGAUUGGAAGGAAUCAUUCAAGGUUGAAAGUCAAAAGGAUUUAAUUAAUGAUGUUCCAGUUCAUGGUAAUGGUGAUGAAGAUGAUGAAGAAAUCUCAUCCCAUCAAGCUUUAAAUAUGUUUAAACAAAUGGAUUUAAAAGGUAGAGUUAAUAAACCUACCAAUGGUGCUGGUGGUUCCAAAGCUUUAACUACUAUUCAUCAAAAUACCAUUGCAAGUAUUAAGUUAUUUUCCGCUAAUAAGGUUAGUACAUCUGGUAUUGAUGGUAAAGUUGUUAUUUUCACAGUUUAGAGAAACAUAUAUAAAAUGUAAACUACAAUUAUUAUAAAU
Messenger RNA from Scheffersomyces coipomensis, 1350 nucleotides. RefSeq names its product Arc40p (gene ARC40). Gene Ontology annotation, biological process: Arp2/3 complex-mediated actin nucleation. Gene Ontology annotation, molecular function: actin filament binding. The transcript has a single exon. Bases 163 to 1311 code for a protein of 382 amino acids. Gene Ontology annotation, cellular component: actin cytoskeleton; Arp2/3 protein complex. The record is from RefSeq and is a predicted model, not a curated record. Lineage: Eukaryota; Fungi; Ascomycota; Pichiomycetes; Serinales; Debaryomycetaceae.